This is a messenger RNA of Carica papaya (papaya), 1006 nucleotides long. RefSeq lists its product as uncharacterized. The record is from RefSeq and is a predicted model, not a curated record. NCBI's taxonomy places the organism in Eukaryota, Viridiplantae, Streptophyta, Magnoliopsida, Brassicales, Caricaceae.
CAUGGGGUCAAGCUUUUGACUUCAUUUUUAGAGAUAAAGAACAUCAUGAUGCUUUUUCUCCAUUGAUGUUUCCUGUUUUCUCUUUCAAAGCCUUUUUCUUUUUGGGUUAGAAUUUACAUACACUCAAUCUUUUGGUUCUUGACAACCUCUCUCUUUCUGUAUACUAGUAAUGUAUGAAUUACUACUAUAAUUUUAGAAUUAAGUCAUUAAGAACUUCACUUCACCAACUACCAAGAUGAUUUUAUUUCUAAAAUUCAUAGAGUUUCAGUCUGAUGGGUUUUCUGUUUGGUAGUUGUCUUAUGCCUUUUUUGUGGUAUUAGAUGAAAUUAUUGAGAUGGGUACAGCCUAUAAUACUUUUUCCUUUUACCCCUCUUUAACCCACCUAUAUUUACAUAUAUAUAAUGAAUGUAUUGCCAAUGAGCCUUCUAAGAUGUAACACCCCUGCCCUCUGUAACCUUCAGGAAGCAAUGGGGAAGUCUCCAUUACACUCCAAACAUGAGGAAAUUGAUUAUGGGGGUUCUCCAUUUGAUCCCCAAAUGGAUUUUUCACAGUUCUUGAAAGAAGCAAGACAACAUGGGAGAGAAGUAAAUCUCAAAGCAACAACUUCAGGUGCAGAAGAAGUUAAAAAAAGUAAGAAAUCAUGGAAAACUUCUCUUUUCUUCUGGUGGAAAGCUGAGAAAAAGAUCAAGACUAGCAUGGAACCUGCAAAUAGUAGUCAUCACAGUUCAAAAUUGACAGGUCAUCGUCAUGUUUCUGGUCCAGUUUUUGAAAGUGAAAGAGCUGUGCAUCUCCAACGACAAACAUCUGGGCCGCUGACCAAUCUUUUCAACAACAAUAGAGGAACAGAAAAUCAGAUACCAUAUAUGUCUCUUCACCACCUUAACAACCACAGUCCUGUCAAGGUCUAUGGACCUGUUUAUUUGGUAACCUAGUUUAUCAGUCACCAAAACUUUACAGCGUCUCGGAUGCAUUAUUUUUCCAGUAAUACUACGUAGUAAUUCAGUAA